AUGUGUGAUAACGAUUUGUGUCCAUCGUGGUUACAUUGUAAUAAAUGUUUUAAAACAAAACAAGAUCACAAAAUCGAACAAUUUUUCUUUGGAAACUGUCAUCAUAUAUUUUGUCAAGAUUGUUUAAAACAAUUGACACCGCCAAUUUGCAUCAUUUGUAGACGUUCAAUUAAAAUUAUUCCUAUUGAAAAUGAUAUAUUAUCCAGUUCAUUCAAACAUUUAUUCAUGGAUCCAACUGAAUUAUUGAAUAAUAUAAAUGCUGACGUUAAAAAAGAAGCAGACAACAUACAUUUGGAUAAGUUUAAAAAAAUACUUCUAACAAAUGCAUUUCAACAUAAUAAUAUUCAUGAAUUAAAUCAUAGUUAUUCUGAUCAAAUUGAAAAAGCAAAUUAUGUACAACAAUUAUGGUUAGAAGAACAACGAUUACAAAAUCAAUAUGAAAUAUUGAUAAAAAUUGCACAAGAAUAUGAUCAACAGUCAUCAUCAUUAGCGCAAGAAAAUCAGCAACAAACGAUGACUAAUUUAACUCCAUCGUCUACACAAAUACAACAGACAAUGUUCAAUACUUCAUUAUCUCUUCAAAAUCCGUCAAGCAUUCAAGAACAACACACAACGAUGCUCAAUCCCUCUUUAAUACAACAGUCAACAUUGUCUCAACAACACAUUGAAUCAAUUUAUUCUAAAAUUCGUCCAGGAAUUAUUUUAGAAACCAGAUCUCGGUCUUCUUCCACUUCAACAACACCAGCAAAUUGA
Didymodactylos carnosus is the source of this 753-nucleotide messenger RNA. Lineage: Eukaryota; Metazoa; Rotifera; Eurotatoria; Philodinida; Philodinidae. The record is from the annotation of a GenBank genome assembly.